Molecule: messenger RNA, 1498 nt
Organism: Nicotiana tabacum (common tobacco)
Lineage: Eukaryota; Viridiplantae; Streptophyta; Magnoliopsida; Solanales; Solanaceae
Product: GATA transcription factor 1-like
Biological process (GO): regulation of DNA-templated transcription; cell differentiation
Cellular component (GO): nucleus
Molecular function (GO): sequence-specific DNA binding; zinc ion binding
Source: RefSeq, a predicted model, not a curated record
AGAACAUAUCUCUGUCUCUCUCUUUAAUCUUUCGCCACCCACCCACUUACUAUUUCCUUUUUCUCUCUCAAAAACAAAACAAAACCAAACCAAACCUAUAACCACAAACCCUUGUUUCACUUUCUCUUCUCUGUUUAUUUUCCUGGAAAAUGAAAAUGGAGGCUUUGGACCCAAGUGCUGCUGCAUGUUUUAUGGUGGAUGUAGAUGAUGACCUUCUCAACUUCUCUUUGGAAGAUGAAACAGUUUUACAAGAUGAUGAUGAAAAAACAACAAAUUCCAUUACCAAAUACAAACACCCUUUCUCUUCUUCUUCUUCUUCUUUUUCCUCAAACCCUGUUCUUAGCCUUCUUCCCUCCCAACAACACCCUGUAAGUCUUAAUACAAAUUUCAUUUCACUGUUUUUUUUUCCUUUUCUCUUCUCUUUUGGCCUUGAAAAGGGCUCUGGGUUCCGAGUUUUGGCUUGACUCGGUGUAACCCGGGGGUGUUCUUUGGCCAGAAACGUUGUGACUCGUUUUUUGGUGAGUCGACUCGGACGAGUUGACAUAUGCAUUUGCUGUGUGUUACGUGUUUAAAACCUAUUGGCUCGACUAAUUCGAAUACGUAUUGGGAAUGUGUUGAGGAAGAAUUGGAAUGGCUGUCAAACAAAGAUGCAUUUCCAGCAGUGGAGUUUGGCAUACUUGCCGAUAACCCAAGUAUUGUAUUUGAUCACCAUAGCCCGGUUUCAGUGCUGGAGAAUAGUAGCAGCACCUGCAACAGCAGUGGCAAUGGCAGCGCUAAUGCAAACGCGUAUAUGAGCUGCUGUGCCAGCUUAAAAGUCCCAGUUAAUUACCCCGUUCGUGCACGGAGCAAGAGAAGGCGUAGACGACGAAGAGGCAGCUUUGCUGACUUGCCAAGCGAGCAUUGUAUGUUGGUGAACAAACCGAGUUUCAAGAUCGUUAAGCAACGUGAACCAUUGCUUUCGUUACCGAUGAAUUCAGCUAAAAGUGCUUGUAUCGGGAGGAGGUGCCAACACUGUGGAGCUGAUAAGACCCCACAAUGGCGGGCAGGUCCCCUGGGGCCGAAAACACUGUGUAAUGCUUGUGGGGUCCGCUAUAAGUCAGGCAGGUUGUUGCCAGAGUAUCGCCCGGCAAACAGCCCUACUUUCUCGCCGACUGUGCAUUCCAAUUCUCACCGGAAGGUUUUGGAGAUGAGAAAGCAGAAGAUAGGAGUGGGAGGAAUGAUGAUUCAUGAAGCUUGUGGAUAUAGUGUAGGAUAGGAUUGAGUCGUCGUCUACAGCAUCUUUUUGGCCAUUUUUCUUCUUUUACCAUAGUUAGCAUAGACUCUAGGUUUGUUUGUAAUGGUCUAGAUUGUUAGUGAACCAAUAUUUGUUUUGGUUUUCCAUCAAAAUCCACUAGGAAUUUUGAACUUAGUGUGUUUGAUUAUGCUUUUAGACAGAAUCCAGAAAGAAGAGUUCUUGACAAAGAUGUCAGUUUUUUAAUUCUACCUACUUACCUUUUCA